Messenger RNA from Capsicum annuum, 480 nucleotides. RefSeq lists its product as uncharacterized. The record is from RefSeq and is a predicted model, not a curated record. Gene Ontology annotation, molecular function: nucleic acid binding. The transcript has a single exon. Bases 1 to 480 code for a protein of 159 amino acids. NCBI's taxonomy places the organism in Eukaryota, Viridiplantae, Streptophyta, Magnoliopsida, Solanales, Solanaceae.
AUGCAUCGAAAUUCAACUCCUUAUCAUCCAAAGGAGAAUGGAGUUGUAGAAGCUGCUAAUAAGAACUUAAAGAGAAUACUUCGCAAGAUGGUGCAGGGUUCCCGACAAUGGCAUAAAAAGUUACCUUUUGCUUUGUUAGGUUAUCGUACUACAGUUCGGACUUCAAUUGGUGCAACUCUUUACAUGUUAGUAUAUGGAACUGAAGCAAUUAUACCUGCAGAGAUUGAGAGUUCAUCUCUUCGAGUAGUUGUGGAAGCUGAAAUUGGUGAUGACCAAUGGGUCAAGGCUUAUUUGGAGCAAUUAUGCUUGAUUGUUGAGAAAAUAUUAACAUCGGUAUGUCAUGGACAACUGUAUCAGAAGAGAAUAACACGAGCAUAUAACAAAAAGGUGUCUCACAGAUAUUUUGAAGUUGGUCAGUUAGUACUAAGACACAUCCUACCCCAUCAGAUUGAAGCCAAAGGCAAAUUUUCUCCUAAUUGA